AUGGAACAGCCAAUUCGUCCAAAUACUCGAGCAAUCAUCACGGAGCUAGAACGAAGGUCGAAAGCCAACUGUGAAGCCGUGAACAAUCGAGACUUCUCGCCAGCUACUUCAGCACUGUACAGGGGCAAGUCCUCCAAGUGGACGGCACAAGCCUCAAUUGGCUCCACUGUACACAAUCUGGACGAGCAUGUACACUCCAUACAGCGCGUAUGCAACGAGUAUCCCGACUUUAGGAUUCGUGUAGUCGAUAUGCAUACUACUGUCAACGACAAGGCGGACUUUGCAGAACUAUACGUGAAUACUGAGUCGAGUAACGCCCCACCAGGAGUUUCUCGACCGAGCGUAUCGAUCGUUGUGUAUCGACUGAUACGCGGCGAGUGGCUCUCAGUCCAUCAUAUGAGCCUGGCCGGACUUCCAGCUGAAGGCAGCUCUCAGGUGUCGCUCAUCUGA
Fulvia fulva is the source of this 450-nucleotide messenger RNA. RefSeq lists its product as uncharacterized. Lineage: Eukaryota; Fungi; Ascomycota; Dothideomycetes; Mycosphaerellales; Mycosphaerellaceae. The transcript has a single exon. The record is from RefSeq and is a predicted model, not a curated record. The coding region runs from base 1 to 450 and encodes 149 amino acids.